GCGAUCGUGUCGAACAGUGGCGCCAUGCUUUUGCACUCCUACGGAGACGAGAUUGACGCGCACGAUUUCGUACUGCGCAUGAACCGAGCGCCGACGCGAGGCUUUGAAAAACACGUGGGGAAGAGGGAAAGCAUUCGCGCGGGGUGGGACAGCACGCAAUUCUUGAGGGCAUUCUGUACUGAACGAGGUGCGGCACUAGAAGCGACGGGAACGUCUUCAAGCGGCGUCGCGGAUGAAUCAGUGAUUGAAGGAGCGAAGAACAGCAGCUCUGCUGGAGGUGCGUCAGCGUCGUCGCGCGAAACCGUCUACGUUCCUGAAGAGUUCAUUCCGAGUCCCGAAUGCAUGCAAGUAACGCAAAAUGAAAACAACGAGCAGGACGUGCAGACCGAGCUGAAAACAGCCGCAGCUGCCCCACCAGACUUGUCAGAGCACACUGUUGCUUCUGUUGCCGAGCAAGAGAAGAGACGAGGGAGCAUCAGCUCAACACGACCUCCCCUAGUUGUACCGUUCAUGAAGACGUGGCAGAACGUCGGCAUCAUAGACGACACUUCGAUCACUCGCUUCCUCCAGGAGCAGUAUGGCGCUUCUGAGGCGUUGGCGUCUCUUCAGGGUGGCGGUGGAGAGACAUCCGGGGCUUACUACGGCGUCAUCUUGCUCUAUGGAUGUGUCAGAGUUGAGAUCGACAAAGUUGAAAUAACUUGUAAUGCAUAAAAUGGAUACCAUUUGGAAGCCCAAUUUCCAAGCGGCGCAUGACAAAUUUCCGGAGCAUCGGAAUCCAAUUUGUCGUGCUGUUUGGGCACAGAAGACCGCUUCUGUCAUGCUCCUUUAGCAGCUCUUUUCCAAACCCUAAAUAGGCUCACAAUCUGCCUCGCUUGCCAUCCCGGCAAGAGAGGCAAUUCAUGCCUUGCAAUUUAUGCAUGAGACAUUAUUUCAACUUUGACGAUUUCAAUUCUGACGCCUCCACAUGCUCGGCUACUGCGACCACGUCGAUUUUUACGAGAUGGCACCGUCGGAAGCGGCCCUGAUAUGCAAGAAAAAACUGUAUGCGGGUAAGUCUGUAAAUGCAAAGCUGCAUGCGACACAGUUACUGUUACACUUGUCAUGCUAGUACAACCCACCAGCCAUGAGGUCCUAUUUCAUGUGCGUUUUCAUGUACUAGCUAUGCAUGACGGGAUUUUUUCCUUGUCAAGCAGAGCAAAUUUGUCAUGCUGUCAAACGAAGACACCUAUAGUAACACAGUUUUUUUCUUCGAUACCUGACGCAACAGAACCACUACUAUUCAUCAUUCUUUGGUGGCGAGAUCCAAGACGAGCGGCCAAGUACGGAGAACGAACCCUGGGGCCGGGGGGCCUUGACGAACAGCUUCCACGCGUGGGUCCUAUGCAUUGCAAAUAUGUCUGGGUCUGUGGAAGAUUGCGCGACUUGUCCUGCUCGGCCAGCACCACCCAAAAGCCUCUCAAUUUUUUUUUUUUUGUGUUAUGCAAAAACACAGUUAUUUCUCAUGCAGAAUAGCAAUAGACAACACCUUCUAGCACCGCAGACGAAACUUGUUAUGCUGGACCGUCAACUGAUUAAUUGUGGCGUCCUCAAGAUGAGCCAACUAGCGUCACAUGUUUCCGGAACCACAUCGAUGACAUGCUUGCAUUUGAUAGGUCCGCGCGGAGCACGAUUUUUUUCGUCGAGUGGCAAUCACACCAGCGGAAGAAAGCCUCCGAACAGGGAAGCUGCGCAUCCAGGGGCUCUCAACACUCAC
Amoebophrya sp. A120 is the source of this 1753-nucleotide messenger RNA. The record is from the annotation of a GenBank genome assembly. Lineage: Eukaryota; Dinophyceae; Syndiniales; Amoebophryaceae.